AUGACUGGGACGAAAGAAAACCCCAUAAUAUUGAACCGUUCGGGCUCAACCGGCGGUAAAGGCAAGCAUUACGAAGCAAAGAAAGACUUUUCCUGUUUCAGAUGUGGGGGCAAAGAUGGUCACACUGCAGACAAGUGUGGAGUAAUAUCGCUGAAUUGCAGAAAUUGCGGAAAGGUGGGACACCUUGCUCGUGUUUGCCGUUCGAAUUCGUCAGACCAACAAAGAAGUAGCUCCGAGAAACCACGAGGAAAUAAGAAGCAUCAGAAGUCGAGAAAGAUUCGGGCUAUAACAUCCAAAAAUUGGUUGGAAGAAUCUACAUCAGAAGAGGACGACGACUUCGAACCGGUCGAACGUCUAAACAGAAGAUGGUUCUGUUCAAGUAGCCAUAAAUGGGCAGAAAGUUAG
Paramuricea clavata is the source of this 405-nucleotide messenger RNA. The record is from the annotation of a GenBank genome assembly. Lineage: Eukaryota; Metazoa; Cnidaria; Anthozoa; Malacalcyonacea; Plexauridae.